Medicago truncatula (barrel medic) is the source of this 1736-nucleotide messenger RNA. Its product is annotated as UDP-glycosyltransferase 72E1. NCBI's taxonomy places the organism in Eukaryota, Viridiplantae, Streptophyta, Magnoliopsida, Fabales, Fabaceae. Gene Ontology annotation, molecular function: coniferyl-alcohol glucosyltransferase activity. The record is from RefSeq and is a predicted model, not a curated record. The coding region runs from base 62 to 1609 and encodes 515 amino acids. The transcript has a single exon.
AAAAUAUAGGCCUAACAUUACACCGUUUCCCAAUGUCCAUAAAUACCUCUUCAUCAUCUUCAUGAAUCAACACAAUCAAGAAGAAACUAAGCUCACACUCUACAAGAGAAAUCAACAGCUUGUAACCAUGGUGUCCCAAAAAAUUCACUCAGUCCUUCUAGCCAGUCCUGGCAUAGGACACCUAAUUCCCACCAUUGAAUUAGGCAAACGUCUUACCACCCACCAUAAUUUCGACGUAACCAUCUUCGUCGUCACAACCGCCACCUCAGAUUCAGACAAAACAAAAUCACAUAUACUUCAACAAAUAUCAAACCUUAAUAGCCUCGACAUCAUUGUAACACCUCCUGUCGAUGUCUCCGACAAACUUGACCCAAACAAUCCAUCCUUAGGAUUACAAAUUGUUUUAACAAUGAUUGAAUCUCUUCCUUUUAUUCGCUCUGAAAUCCAAUCUAUGAAGAAUCCUCCAUCUGUUCUUAUCGUGGAUAUCUUUGGUACUGCAGCUUUUCCCAUGGCACGUGAGUUGCAUAUGUCUAGUUACGUUUUCUUUGCAACCAAUGCUUGGUUCACUGCUGUUAACAUAAACCUUCCUUUCAUCACAGAUGAAGCUUUUUCACGCCAUGCUAAAAAUCAUGAACCGCUUUCGAUUCUUGGUUGUGAACCGGUUCGGUUUGAGGAUACCCUUGAAACAUUUGUUGCACCUUGGGGACCUAUUCAUAAAAGGUACGUUGAGGUCACAAGGGAAAUAAUAGCCAUCGAUGGAAUUUUGGUGAACACGUGGCAUGAUCUGGAGCCGGGAGCUACUAAGGCGGUUAUUGAAAAUGGGGUUUUAGGAAGGUUUGUGAAAGGACCGGUUUAUCCGAUUGGACCGCUUGUAAGAACUGGUGAACCGGAGAAGGGUGGUGACAGUGAAAAUUUAAUUUUGAGUUGGCUUGACCAACAACCGGCUGAGUCAGUGAUAUAUUUGUCAUUUGGAAGUGGUGGGACCAUGUCGAAAGGUCAGAUGAGGGAGUUGGCUUACGGUUUGGAGCUGAGUCAACAACGGUUUAUUUGGGUGGUGCGGCGGCCCACAGAGGACAAUGCAUCCGCAACGUUUUUCAACAUUGCGGGUGCAGAUGGAACAAUUAUGGUAGAUUACUUGCCGAAGGGGUUUUUGAAUAGGACAAAAGACGUAGGGCUUUGUGUUCCCAUGUGGGCCCCUCAAGCUGAGAUAUUGAAACAUCCUUCAACGGGUGGUUUUUUGACACAUUGUGGUUGGAAUUCUGUGUUGGAGAGUAUUCAUAACGGUGUUCCAAUGGUUGCAUGGCCGCUUUAUGCUGAGCAGAAGAUGAAUGCAACUAUGUUAUCAGAGGAGCUUGGUGUGGCGGUGAAAGCGACAAAAACGGUGGCAGAGGGUGGUGUUGUUUGUAGGGAAAAGAUAGCGGAGGUGAUUAGAAAAGUGAUGGUGGAUGAUGAAGGUGUAGCUAUGAGAGUUAAAGUUAAGGAGUAUAAGGUAAGUGGAGAAAAAGCUUUGUCCGUGUUUGGUUCUUCUCAUGAAUCGUUAUGUAAGAUGGCAAAAGAUUGUGAACUUCAUCUCCACCAUGGAUCUGAGGCCAAAGGUCGGGGUGCUUAAGCAAUAAUUAAGACAUUUUUUUGAAAAAGCAAUAAUUAAUUAAGACAUUGUUUUUCGUUUAUAUUUUAUUUUUAUGAUAAAGACGUGUAUUUUAAUUUAAGAUAAAUUUUUUAUUUAAAUUUGCUUA